GAUUCAGUCAAUAUGACUGAUAAUGGAGCCUCCUUUAAACCGUUAAACGUUCGACGUCCCCCAAAUGCCCAACAAAAGAAAAUUAUUCCGUCCAUACAGAAGUCUGUCAAAGAUGGCCAAGUGCCAAUUUCGAGAGCCAUCAACCAGGAGAUGACAGUUUCCAAGCGCUGUUCUGCGGGCGGCAUGUCCAAGACACUGCCGAAGGCACGAGCCAAGCCUUUGAAGCGCCUGAAAACUGUAAUGGCUCCCACCGGCGUAUUCAAGCCAACGUUAAGCGAAAUCUCCCAAAUAGCUGAAGCUCCAGCUGCAACUUCCAUGGGCAACGUGAGCUCCCAGGCAAGUUCAGUUAUAAAGCAGGUUAAUCAGGCAGUCAGAUUCAGUUCUACCAGCAAGCGCACAAAAUCAAACACAACGCUUAGAGCACAUGGAGGCGGUAACUUUGCAAGUAGAUCCUCACGUAAUGUGUUAAAGACCAAGGCAGAAGGGUAUCCGGUUAACAGCAUCCCCCGGACUGCAAAAAUUUCCCGAGCGCGUAAAGUCAAGAGCAAAGUGAGAGACCGGCCUCUUAAUAAUUCCAUUGCCUCGAUGGAAGUAUUGCCGAAUUCUGUCUCCCGAACAAGUACCGAAAGAAGUCUCGCCAGUGCCUCAAGCCACGUUAACAAGGUCACACCGUCGCUGAAGGAAGUCGCCGAUUCUAUUAGAAGGCAGUUGGCCCAGUCUAUAAAGACAUCAAAGUCGCUGGCCGCAAAGGCCACCGAGCUAAGCAAACGCAUUAGUGCUUUGAAAGAGUUAAAAUAGUCGAAAUGUUUACAUUAUCUGGAAAAGGUGUCGCAGCGAUCGUACUUCUCUUUACUUAACGAUGCAGUCCUUGGAUAUUUUCUCUUUUUAACUGGUGCCUAACUGAUGUCAACUGAAUUUGAAAUACUUCAAAAACCUUGUGCAAUUUGCAACCAAAAAAAAUAAAUAAGUUCCGAAAACAAGAAA
This is a messenger RNA of Drosophila montana, 984 nucleotides long. RefSeq lists its product as uncharacterized. NCBI's taxonomy places the organism in Eukaryota, Metazoa, Arthropoda, Insecta, Diptera, Drosophilidae. The transcript is spliced from 2 exons. The record is from RefSeq and is a predicted model, not a curated record. Bases 13 to 798 code for a protein of 261 amino acids.